This is a messenger RNA of Lactuca virosa, 405 nucleotides long. NCBI's taxonomy places the organism in Eukaryota, Viridiplantae, Streptophyta, Magnoliopsida, Asterales, Asteraceae. The record is from the annotation of a GenBank genome assembly.
AUGAUCCUGAUGGACGAGGAGGGUACACAAUACCAUGCUCGUGUCUUCAAUCAGAAUUUCUCCAGAUUUCGUCAUCUUUUAAAGGAAGAUGAAAGUUAUAUAGUUAUAAAACCCACUAUGGCUGCUAGUAUUCAAUCUGUCUCCUUAAAUCAAGUUGCUUUGGAAUCAGAUGAUGUUGUACAGCCUGUUCAAAAGGGUGUGAUCUCACAAGCAGAUGAAAGUUUUACACCCUCAACAGUUGAUAAGUCAACCACAACAAGUCCAAGCAAAAUAUCAACUGAUUUGAAGCGCAACCUCCAAGAAAUUUAUGAUGUUGAUUCUGGAGAUGAUUUAAGUUCAACUAAGACUAAAAGAAAGUCAACCGGAGAGGAAACUCCACUCUUAAUUCCAAAAAUGGAGAAGUGA